UAUUAGCUCACCAUCGUCUAUAUUAACCAUCGACGCAAAGGCUUGUCCGAACUAAUCGGUUCUUUGUUCUCCUACGUAUAAUAGUAACGCUAAUUGUAAUAUUCGUAUUUGAUCUAUUUCAAGAUAUUGUUUAUAUUGGAGUGAGAAUAAACGUGUAGUACGUUAUACAUAUAUAUUACAUAUAUAUAUAUAUAUAUUGAUAAAUAAGGAAAAAAAAAAAAAGAAAGAAAAGUAGAAAGAGUAAUUUGACGAAAGGAUACAAACACAUAUACGCACGUACAACAAAAUAUACAGAUAUAUAUGUGCAUAUAUAAAACAUCGGAAACAUGAAACUUCGAUUUUUAUAUGGGAUCCUAUUGGCGAUCGCGAUAAUUCAAGCCGAGGGAGCCGGAAGUACAGGUAAUGUAGCUGAUAAUCCAGAUUUGGGAAUCGUUAUGGAAAAAGAAAAUCGAGGAAGCGAAGGACGAUCUCUAAAUGAUAAUGGCGAUCAUUCAAUAGACGAAGAAUUGAAUCAAAUUUUUGAAAACGGUGAUUUACGAGAGGAAGAAUCUAAUAAAGACAAUAGUUCAACAUCAACAGAACAAACAACACUAUCAACAGAACAAACACCAUCAACAGAACAAACACCAUCAACAGAACAAACACCAUCAACAGAACAAACACCAUCAACAGCACAAACACCAUCAACAAAAGAAACACCAUCAACAAAAGAAACACCAUCAACAAAACAAACACCAUCAACAAAACAAACACCAUCAACAAAACAAACACCAUCAACAAAAGAAACAACAACAAUACAAAUGCUACCAACUAUCGCAAGUCCAACGGAAUAUCCGUAUCAAGUUAAAGGAGAAAAUGGGACAUGCAUAUUGUCAAAGAUGACGAUCUCACUAACUUUGACAUAUACUAACUCAAAAAAUCAGGAAUCAGAAAAAAUCUUGAAAGUACCGUCUUCUAAUGUAACUACCACUGGCAAAUGCGAUGAGACCAAUUCUACUAUGGAAUUAACUUGGUCGAGUGAGGAGACUACAUCUGAAUAUAAAAGCAUCGAUUUUGCGUCGGACAACGAAAAUACAAUUACUUUCUAUUUCAAGAAGAGCAAUUCUGUAUUUUCGAUAGAUCAAAUCAAGGCAGAUAUAUAUUUGGACAAAAAGAAUUUUCCAGAUGCAUUAAAACCAGAAGAUGUAAUCAGACUGGAAACCAAAGAGAAUCUUUCGUUGUUCGCUACUUCUACGAAUGAUAGAUACGUAUGCAACGUUAUAGUAUUUGUGACAGAAAAAAACUUUGAAUUCUCGAUAACCGAAGUCAAUUUGAUAGCUUUCAACACGGACACCGAUAUUUCAUCGAAAUCUGAGAAUUAUUGCGUUAACCCAUUAACUGAAACGGCGAAUGUUGGUGCUAUAGUCGGUGGUGUUAUUGGUGCUUUAGCCGUGAUUGGUAUCAUGGGAUUUGUCAUUUGGCGACGAAGAAGAAACGCGCCUGUUCGUUCGGAGGUUCCAUAGAAAAAACGUAAAAAGAUAAAAUAAAAAAAUAAAAUAAAAAAAAUUAACAAAAAAAAAAAAGAAGAAGAAAAAGAAAGAAAGAGAAAAAAAAUUUUUCUAUAUUAUGGUGCCAGAUGGGAAAAUUAUUUGCAAAAAGGAUAGGAUGUUUACAUUAGAAUUAUAAUUUAUGUAUACACACAUAUAUAAUAUAUAAUACAUAUAUAGUCUGUCCAAAAAGUUUCGACACUUGAUUCAUCAAAAAUAGAGAAAUGUAAGAUGGCGUUCAAUGUUUCAGGCGUUCUACAUAAUUUUUUCUCGCUCGAGUACAACGCAUAGAAUGCUCGUACAAACAACCAUGUUAAAUUAUUAAAAAAGUCUUUCUUUAGAAUGUUCUUUAGGAUUUGGCGCCGUGUUUUUUCUUUUUUUUUUUAUU
Messenger RNA from Vespula vulgaris, 1914 nucleotides. RefSeq names its product lysosome-associated membrane glycoprotein 1-like. Gene Ontology annotation, cellular component: membrane. Bases 327 to 1502 code for a protein of 391 amino acids. The record is from RefSeq and is a predicted model, not a curated record. Lineage: Eukaryota; Metazoa; Arthropoda; Insecta; Hymenoptera; Vespidae. The transcript is spliced from 5 exons.